This is a messenger RNA of Arachis ipaensis, 708 nucleotides long. The record is from RefSeq and is a predicted model, not a curated record. Lineage: Eukaryota; Viridiplantae; Streptophyta; Magnoliopsida; Fabales; Fabaceae.
AUGUCAAGGCAUACUAAGUACAUAGAUAAGAACACUAGAUAUUUUCAUAAUUUAACAUCAGCAAGAAGAUGGAGUAAUCAAAUUGAUGCGUUGGCGAUAAGUGGCAGAUUGGAAGCGUCACCUUUGGUAGGUAUUCGGGAUGAUCUAGUUAACAAGAUACAGGAAGAUGAGGCUACAGACUUAGAGAGGAUGCAUUCGGCUGACGAAAUAAAGGAAGCAGUUUGGGAUUGCGAGUCGUCUAAGACCCUUGGCUGUGAUGGCUACAAUAUGAACUUCAUUAAGAAGUGUUGGGGGAAAAUUGGUCCUGAGUUUACUGCAGCUGUCAUGGAUUUCUUUCAGUUAGCUGAGCUACCAAGAGAUUCUAAUGUUACAUGGGUAGCUCUGGCUCCGAAGUUUGUGGGAGCAAGGGAGAUUAAAGAUCUUCGGCCGAUUAGCAUGGUAGGGUGUGUAUAUAAAGUCAUUUUGAAAGUGUUGGUACGGAGAAUGGGAAGGGUAAUGCCGGGCUUAGUAGGGGAGACUCAGAGUGCAUUUGUGCAGGGGAAGAAGAUUCAUGAUGGGACUUUAAUCGCGUGUGAAAUUGUGCAGUGGUUGAAGCAAAGAAAGAAGAAAUUAGCAAUAAUCAAACUGGACUUCCAGAAAGCUUACGAUAGAGUCAAGUGGAAGUUUGUGGAUAUUAUAUUUCAGAAAAUGGGUUUUGGGCAAAGAUAA